Molecule: messenger RNA, 1378 nt
Organism: Closterium sp. NIES-67
Lineage: Eukaryota; Viridiplantae; Streptophyta; Zygnematophyceae; Desmidiales; Closteriaceae
Source: the annotation of a GenBank genome assembly
UCACCGACCAGGCAUGGAAUCUACCGCCAUUACCGAACGCAUCAAACACGAGAUCGUGGAGGAACCGGGUUCGAAGCCGACCUUCCGAGCACCGUACCGGCUCAGCCCUACGGAGCUGACCGACAUGAAGAAGCAGAUCGAGUAUCUCCUAGCCAAAGGACUCAUCCGACCAUCUACUUCGCCUACGGUGCCCCAGUACUCUUCACACCGAAACCGGACGGAAGCCUGCGCAUGUGCAUCGACUACCGAGCUCUUAACAAGCAGACCAUCAAGAAUAAAUAUCCGAUACCGCGAAUCGAUGACCUGCUUGACCAGCUUCGGGGAGCUACGGUAUUUUCCAACUGGAUCUGCGUCCGGAUACUGGCAGAUACGGAUGGCGGACAACUCUAUCCACAAAAACUGCUUUUCGAACUCGGUACGGAUCGUACGAGUAUUUGGUCAUGCCGUUCGGACUCACCAACGCACCGGCAACGUUCCAAGCCGAAAUGAACCACAUUCUACGACCACUUCUGGACGAAUGCGUGGUGGUGUACCUGGACGACAUAUCAUCUACUCGCGCGACAUGAAGCAGCACAAAAGCGACAUCUGCUACAGUGGGACAGUGACAUCGCGUACCGGAAAGGAUCAAAAAAUCUGGGUACCCAAUUACCCUCCUUUGCGCCAGUUACUACUCGAAGAAUACCACGACGUCCUGUACGCCGGACACUUCGGUAGCAACAAGACGCUCACCGGUAUCGCCAAACACUACUACUGGCCCCAUAUGGCAGACGACGUCCAGAAAUUCGUCACCUCGUGUGAUACAUGUCAGCGGAUGAAGAGCAGCAAGCAGAAAAAGGCGGGACUACUGCAGCCUCUUCCUGUCCCAGAACAACCAUGGCAAGUGGUUAGCCUAGACUUCAUCACCGGGUUACCACCUACCUCCAGCGGUCAUGACGCCAUCCUUGUCGUCAUUGACAAGUUCUCCAAAAUGGGACACUUCAUCCCGACACACACGACGGCACGCACCGAGGAGACAGCACAGCUCUUCGUUCGUCACAUCAUCUCACAGCAUGGCAUCCCAACUACACUCAUCUCCGACCGAGACCCCAAGUUCACUAGCAAGUUCUGGAAGGAACUUAUGUCUCUGCUCGGCACCAAACUCGCCAUGUCAUCCGCAUACCAUCCGCAGACAGACGGACAGACCGAGCGCCUCAACCAAAUUGUUGAGCAACUCCUCCGAGCAGCCUGCAAGGACGACAUCUCCAAAUGGGACUUGCACCUGCCCGUACUCGAGUUUGCUUACAACAAUGCUACACAUGCCGCUACUGGACAGACGCCGUUCUUCCUCUGCUACGGACGCCACCCACUCACACCACAAAAACCGACAGCAUCACCUACA